CAUGCUUUCUACCUGUCAAACUUGGUGGAUCCAAUUACUGCGUAUGUUGAUAUGUUGUGUGUCCAAAAUUUCACUCCAUUCCUUUUGCAGUUGUGCAGAAAUUUCAAGUCAGCUGCAUCCUGCCACUGCUGAUUUUAAAGUUCAUGUGAAACCAUGGUUGCUGUGGACCAGGUAUCUUCCCGCUUGUUCUCAGAAUGGGUAAUUCACAUUCGUUGGAUCAUGCCGUUGAUAAGGGCAUCAAGAUAUUCAAAGAAAUCAAGCACUUGCGCGACGAGUUGAAUCAUUCCAGCUCGAAUGAUGUUGGCAGUUAUCAACACCAAGACAUUGGCCCUUCGUAUCAACAGGUACAGGAGGAACACGACGAUGACGACUAUAGCCGUUUGCGAGCAUUAGCUCACGAAGAAGCCUUGAAACGCAACGAUUGCUACGAGAGAAGUCAAGCCGCUUACCGCGAUGGCGAUGGUGCCCUGGCCAAGGAACUUUCUGUUCAGGGACACGAACACGAUGAUCGAAUGAAACAGUACAACCAACAAGCGGCUGAUCGAGUCUUUGAACAAAAAAAUCAGGAUCGUCCUUCCAACGAGAUCGAUCUCCACGGUCUCUACGUAAGCGAGGCCUCUCAAAAAGUGGAAGAGGCAAUAAGACGAUGCCAAAGCGAAGGUCAAGAUCAUCUCGUUAUCAUUGUAGGCAAAGGUUUACACAGUCCUAAUCAUAUUGCCAAGCUGAAGCCCGCUAUUAUCGAUCUCGUAAAGAAGUACAACGUCAAUUGCCAGCCAAAUAUACCUAAUCCUGGAUGUCUCUACGUUGAAUUUGGUAAAGGUACCGGUGACCUGUCGUGGCUUGAUCGCUUUAUCAACGGGAUGGACCAAAAUCGAAACAGUGACAAUUGCGUCAUUAUGUAAAAUAAAU
Messenger RNA from Radiomyces spectabilis, 909 nucleotides. RefSeq lists its product as uncharacterized. The transcript is spliced from 4 exons. Lineage: Eukaryota; Fungi; Mucoromycota; Mucoromycetes; Mucorales; Radiomycetaceae. Bases 195 to 902 code for a protein of 235 amino acids. The record is from RefSeq and is a predicted model, not a curated record.